Messenger RNA from Pseudozyma hubeiensis SY62, 3948 nucleotides. Its product is annotated as MYB DNA binding protein. The transcript has a single exon. Lineage: Eukaryota; Fungi; Basidiomycota; Ustilaginomycetes; Ustilaginales; Ustilaginaceae. Bases 1 to 3948 code for a protein of 1315 amino acids. The record is from RefSeq and is a predicted model, not a curated record.
AUGUCAGCAUCCGCUUCGACCUCGAGGCAAACGCGAGCCUCCAUCGCCGCACCUGCCUUCGUCUCCGCAUCCGCUGCUGCCUCUGGCACACGCGCUCGCGACACGUCCAGACGGCGCACCACCACCGGUCUUUCUAGGCAUCGACCUGAUCCGAUAGCGACCGACUCGUCCGAUCUCGACUACCAGGACUUCUCAGACAGGCGCCUCUCACUCAGCAAGGCUCGGGCGCCUCUCGAUGACACAGACGACGCUAUCAGCGAAGAGGAUGUUGUGCAAGAGGCUUUAGACGAGUUGCUGGUCCUAGAGCAGCUUACCCCGCGUCCAAACCGCCGCAUCCGCAUCGAAACAGCUGGCAUCGAUACAACCCAGAGUGCACUUGAUCGCUUCCGCGCACAAGACCAACGAGGCAAAAGACCUGCGAGAGCAUCGAUUGCAGGGCCUCCCCCUACCAGCCGCACCCUCAGCUACGGAAGCGCAUUGAACCGCCCACGAGCGUCGGUAGGAACUAGACAAAGAGCACCUCUGGCUCGAAUCGCUGAUCCUGAACGAGAUUUGCGCACCAUGUUUCCAGCAAGCAGCGACAAGUCUGCUGCGGCCACUAUGUCGCGUGGCAGUCGACGUCCCAAUGCAAGCGCACCUCACUAUUACGACGAGUCGGUGGCCGCAGAAUCUAUCGCCAACAUCAGCGUUGCUCGUCCAGGUCAGCGGCUGCGUCCGUCGCUCGCUCAUCCGGACGGAAGGCUGGACAUUCCCACCCUCGAAGAGCGCUGUGCCGCGCUGAUCAUUAACGCCAAGGGUGUCCUACACUUCUACAUGAGCCUGUACGACGACAUGUGGCAGCCAGAGUCCUUUGACGAAAUGCUUCGCAAUUGGACGCCUUUCGAAUCGUACAAGACCAAUCAGCUGCUCGCCGAAGCUCAGUACAUGCAUCACUUCAUCGACAUCGACGAGGUCACCCGAUCACUACGCCGCGAAUCGGGCCAAUCGCCCCCAGAGGGGUUCGAAGAAGCCAUGAAGAUGGCCAACUGCGCCACCUUUGUCCACUACAUCCACCAGCUCCCCACGGACCCUUCGCAGUACGGACGCGCUAGAGGCCAACAUAUCACAGGCGACGAUGUCGUUCGUGCCCCAUUCCGCAACAUCCGUGAACUCAGCGAUGCUCGUCGCGUUUUCUUACGAUGGAUAUUGCCCACUACGUCCGACAUCACUGACGAGAUCCUCAACAUGCUCCUCGAUAUCAGCAUUCAGAUCUAUAUCCAUCGACUCGAGCGUAUCGUGGAAGCGGUCUUUGCUGGUCAGAUGGCCGAAGACGUCGGACGCACCGCCAUCUCGGAUCACCUCAUCGACCUUAUGAGCGGCGACAUUGUGCGGCAUUCGCUUGGUCGGGUCAAAAGGCAGCGCAGAAUGUCAAGAGCCGAUAUCGAGCGCAUGGUCCAGCGAUACGAGACGUUUGCCAACGUGCGGCAGAUCGAGCUGCAAAAUAUGCAGUUUGACUACGAUGCCAUGCGGGAAACCUUUUCGUUCCAGAAUAUGGCGGCCGACCUCACGGGAUAUGUAAGGGAUGUGGUGAGGGAGGUCGAUGAUGGCAUGCAUUCGACGUCGCUGCCACCGAUCAUCGACCGACUCGCACGCGAAUCGAGCGUUUUCAGUGCAUCAGACGUUCCCGACAUCAUCCCACCUUCUAGCUCCAUCGUUGGCGGCAAGUACGAUGAGUCUUCUAGCGCGAUUGCUGGACCGAGUCAGUCGACACCGAAAAGAGCAAGGUCCACCCAAGCCUCACAACCCUAUGCUGCUCACUACGCCGGCUGGCUUGACGAGAUGCUCGACGAAGACGACUCGCAGCCCAACACUCAGCGUAGGAGACCGGCACAGGUGCUGCCGAGUGGUAAUGCGGUGGUCGAGUUGACCGACACGCAGAAGCUGCGCGAACUCGACGUCAUGUCUUCCACCGACGGCGAAGGCGCCGCUCCGAGCAUCGGCGUCGAUUCCGACGUCGCUUCAAGUCCCCCCCGCGAUAAUAGGCUAGGAGCACGCAUCUCCGCAGCAAUCAACAGCUCGGGCCGCCCCGCGACGCACAGCCGACGUCAGCCGUCGGAUGUUGGCGAGCCAUCUGAAAGCAGCGAUGCGAAUGGUGCGCUGGAACCGCUUCGACAUCGAGAUGGGCCUUUCGACUCACCAGCGAAGGAGAAAGCAGGCAGAUUGGGCUUCGAUAGUCAGAAUCGUCUGGUGAGGCGCAAUUCAGACGGUAGUCGCAAGAAUCAGCGUCUUCUCGACGGAUCAGCCGCAGGAGUGCGGGAGUCGCGCUUCGAUUCCCAAGGCGAGGAAGAAGAGGACGUCUUCCUCGAGAAUGCUGCUCGUGGCGGAAAGCGCAGCAGAAGAAAGGGCAAGGGAAAGGGAAAGGCGAAGGAGCCAGUAGCAUUGGCAGACGCCGAGACCGAGGGGCAGGGCACACCGAGGCCCAGACGCAAUCUGCGAUCGAAUGCUGGACGACAACCUACCGGGACCAUCGAAGAUUUGGCCGUCGAAAGCGAGCAGGUUGCGAGCAAAACGGGCUCGCGUGGCAUGUCUCGACAAUUGCAGCUGAAGCAAGAGUCCCUCAGUCCGGCCAAGCGCCGAACCGAGCAGCGUGCAGAGGAGGGUGCGAAGGAGCAGCAGCGAAGCCGACGCGUGACUCUCGCCGAUCCACCGGCGGAAGUGCAGGCAGGACCGUCCAGAGUGACCCGUUCGAGAGCUGCACGAGCAAACAAUGGCGAUGGAAGAGCGACUGGUCUUGGACGAGGUCUUCCGGAUGGCGAAGAUGCUAGGUCGCAAGCUCGGAUCCUUUCCACAACUUCGGGGCGGCUGCAUGAAGAAGGCGAUUCCAGCGAUGAGGAUCAAGACGAGGGUGGCAAUGAGACGGUCAGGAACAGGAUCGAAGGUGUUCAAAGCGAACUUGGAGCGACAAGAGCCACACCGGAUGAGGACUUCAUCGGCGACGAUGACGAAGCCAUUCUGCGACGGCGAGCAGCUAUGGACGCUGCCAUCGCUGCGCGAAAGCCUCGACCUGGCACGCUGCACUUUUACCGACCGGAAGCGGACGAUGAUGCGAUGCCGCUCGUUGGACUAGAUGACGAGCCGCUAGCGGAUGGCGAGAAUGUCGAUGCGAUCGCCAUGCGCGACGCUGAUGCAGUUGCAGAGAUCCUCCGUUCGAGCAACACGGUUCCUUCGCGUCGCAUCGGACCGUAUCGACCCGAGAACGGACGCAGACGUCGACCACGAGAGGAGGCCGAUCCCGCUCUUGUUGACCGCUACUCUCAAGAGAUCGACGAGCUCGAAGACGACCAAGCUGCCGAACCUGGUAGUCGUCGACAUGGACGACGCGCCAACACACACACGGCACCUCUCGGCCAAGCCGUCCGGGUGGAGCCGUACAAACGAUCCAACCUGUACAUCACAGGACACAACAUGACCGGACGAUCAAGAUGGACCGAUGCGGAAACGGAAUGCCUCCUCACAUCCUUGCACGAGCUAGCACGCUACAAGAAAGUAUCGCCCAAGUUCACAGUCUACACCGAGAUCCUCAAGCGUCACGGUGUCAAUGGAACGCGCUCAAAGGUGCUAGCCAGGUGGAACAACGUUCAGCUGAAAGAUAAGUCGAGGAACGAGCUGAUGAGGAUGAAGAGGGAGGGCAUGAGGAUACCGUAUUGGAAGAGGCUGUUGCACGCGAAUAUUUGGAAGCCCAAGCCGGUGGUGGUGGAGAGGGGCAGGAGGGACGAGACGGAGGAUGUGCCGGAUGUGGGGUCUGAUGCCGAGGUUCCGGGCGAGAGCGAGGCUGGGGAUGUGGGCGAUCCGAUCGUGGAGGAUCGAGAUGAUGCGGAUGCGGAUGGUGUAGAGGUGGUGAUUGGAGAGUUGGAGUCGGUGGAAGACGGGGUGCAGCGAUCUUCCAAUCCGCUUCGGAACGAAGAUUAA